This is a messenger RNA of Panicum virgatum (switchgrass), 2877 nucleotides long. RefSeq names its product subtilisin-like protease. Bases 1 to 2877 code for a protein of 958 amino acids. The transcript has 3 exons. Gene Ontology annotation, molecular function: serine-type endopeptidase activity. Gene Ontology annotation, biological process: proteolysis. NCBI's taxonomy places the organism in Eukaryota, Viridiplantae, Streptophyta, Magnoliopsida, Poales, Poaceae. The record is from RefSeq and is a predicted model, not a curated record.
AUGGCAUCCUUUGCGCAUGCCUUGCUGACAUUUCUCGCCGCCGCCGCCGCCCUCUCUCCUGCGCCUGCGAUGUGCUAUGUCAACCCGGGGGGAAACCCCCACCUGCUGCAGGAUAGUGCUUCGGCCUAUCCUACGCGCAUUGUGCUCGUCCGGCCACCGCCGGACACCGGAGCAGCUGCUGACGAAUUCACCCACCGGCUGUGGCACGAGUCCUUCCUGCCCACCUCCCUCACCGACUCCGGCGAGCCGCGCCUCGUGCACUCCUACACCGAGGCGUUCAGCGGUUUCGCGGCAAGGCUCACGGAUGCCGAGCUCGACGCGGUGGCCGAGAAGCCGGGGUUCGUGCGCGCGUUCCCCGACCGCACGCUCCAGCUCAUGACCACGCACACGCCGGAGUUUCUCGGGCUCAGGCAGGGCCCCGGGUUCUGGAGGGACGGCGCCGGGUACGGGAAGGGCGCCAUCGUCGGCCUCCUCGACGCUGGCAUCUACGGCGCGCACCCUUCCUUCGCCGACCACGGCGUCGCGCCGCCGCCGGCCAAGUGGAAGGGCACGUGCGCCGGCUCCGCGUCCCGAUGCAACAGCAAGCUCAUCGGCGUCAGGUCCCUCGUCGGGGACGAUGCCAGGGACGACUUCGGGCACGGGACGCACACCUCGUCCACGGCCGCGGGGAACUUCGUCGCCGGCGCCUCGAGGGACGGCAUGGCCGCCGGCACCGCGGCCGGGGUCGCCCCCGGCGCGCACCUCGCCAUGUACAAGGUGUGCACCGGCAAGGGGUGCUCCGACUCGGCCGUGCUGGCCGGGAUGGACGCGGCGAUCAAGGACGGGGUGGACGUGAUCUCCCUGUCCCUCGGUGGCAACGCCACGUUCCGAUUCGAUCACGACCCCAUCGCCAUCGGCGCCUUCAGCGCGGUGGCCAAGGGCAUCACCGUGGUGUGCGCCGCCGGCAAUAACGGCCUCAAGCCAGCGUCCGUCGUCAACGACGCUCCGUGGCUGAUCACCGUCGCUGCAAGCUCGGUGGACCGGAGCCUCCUCGCCGAGGUUCAGCUCGACGACAAGGACCUCACCGUUGCCGGCGAGGCGAUUAACCAGCAGGUGACCAACUCGAGCACGUUAUUUCCCGUCCUCUACUCCGACGAGCGGCGCAACUGCAUCUACCGUGGCGAGGAACGCAAAGCCGUCGCCGGCAAGAUCGUGAUCUGCGAGGCCGUCGACAACCUUCUACCCUACAACACAUCGGAGAAGUCCAUCCUCCGUGACAUCAAGAGCGCCGGCGCCGCCGGCGUUGUGCUGAUCAACACCAAGGCUGACGGGUACACCACCGUGCUCUACGACUACGGCUCCGACGUGGUCCAGUUGACCGCCGCCGACGGAGGUAGAGUCACCAAGUACGCGUCGUCCAACUCCGCGACGGCGGCCAGCAGGUUCAUCAACCACAGGACGACGGUGCUCGGCGUCCGCCCAUCUCCAACCGUGGCCUCGUUCUCGUCGCGUGGUCCAAGCACCAUCACUCCGGGCGUGCUCAAGCCGGACGUCCUGGCUCCGGGGCUCAACAUCCUCGCCGCCUACCCGCCCAAGACCCUUCUCGGAGCCGGACCUUUCGACGUCCUGUCCGGCACGUCCAUGUCCGCGCCGCACAUCAGCGGUGUCGCCGCGCUCAUCAAGAGCGCGCACCCCGGCUGGUCGCCGGCGGCCGUCAAGUCGGCCAUCAUGACGACCUCAGACGCCGUCGACAGGAGCGGCGGCCCGAUCCUGGACGAGCAGCGCAGGAACGCCGACGCGUACGCGACCGGCGCCGGUCAUGUCAACCCCGCCAGGGCCGCCGACCCCGGCCUGGUGUACGACCUCGGCGCCGCCGACUACGCCGGCUACAUCUGCGCGCUCCUGGGCGAUGCCGCGCUGGCGGUGAUCGCGCGCGACCCCAGCCUGAGCUGCGCGAAGCUGCCUAGGACGCCGGAGGUGGAGCUCAACUACCCGGCGAUCACGGUGCCGCUGCAGCCGGCGCCGUUCACGGUGAGGCGGACGGUGACGAACGUGGGGCCAGCGGCGUCGACGUACACGGCAGAGGUGGAGGCGCCCAAGUCCCUGACGGUACGCGUAUCGCCCGGGACGCUGGUGUUCACCAAGGCCGGCGAGAAGAAGACGUUCAGUGUGACGGUGAGCAGCCAUGGCAGCGGCGACGUCUUAGAAGGCAGCUUGAGCUGGGUAUCAGGGAAGCAUGUCGUCAGAAGCCCGAUCAUCGCCGACUCACGCCUCACCCUAUCCUGGAGGACGGCUAUCCUCUCAUCGGAACGCCUUGCCACGACUUCGGCCGCCGAGAGGGCGGUCGUCAAGUCGUCGCACAGGUGCGGGGUUAUCCAUUUGCACCCUAGAUCGAUCCCCUUCUCCCGUGUUCAGCCCUCUCUAUCUCCAGGCCCUCCUCUCCUCUGUCUUGCGCCUGUCUUGGCCCCGCCGCCGGCUGCAGCGAGCCCGUCGUCGGAGCGGCCGCCAGAGGAGCUGCGCCCGCUCGCCGGGGCGCCGCAGGAGUGUGCCGCUCGGCCGCCGCAGGAGCCGCGCCGCCCGACCGCUGCAGGUACACUGCCCACCGCCCGCCUGCUGCUGCCGGAGCGCCGCCGCCGCCGCUGCCACCCCGCUGCAGCCAGCUGCUACCCGCCAUCCCGUGCUCUUCUAUCUCUCGACACGCCUCUGCAUCUCGUGCUCCCCUGCAGGCCACUCGGCCCCGCCUCCUGCAGGCUGCAGGCCGCUGCCCUUGCAGGAGCGCCGCCAUCCGCCUGCUGCAGGAGCCUCCACCCGCCCGAUGCAGGAACCCCGGCAAGGAUUCGAGGACCGAUGCCGCUGCUGAUUGUGUUGUCGUUGGUUGUGGGGUUUGCACUCAAGUAG